Molecule: messenger RNA, 9792 nt
Organism: Argiope bruennichi
Lineage: Eukaryota; Metazoa; Arthropoda; Arachnida; Araneae; Araneidae
Exons: 12
Coding region: 320-8356 (2678 amino acids)
Biological process (GO): exocytosis
Cellular component (GO): plasma membrane; exocytic vesicle
Molecular function (GO): neurexin family protein binding
Source: RefSeq, a predicted model, not a curated record
UUCCUUCGGAAGAUCUGGCACUUCUCUCACCAUUUUUAUUUUAUUUUUAUUAUUUCAUCUUGUGUUUGUGCAUAAUGAAAGUUUUAGGGAGUUUCUCCGUUUUGAAGAAGAAUAGAGGUUGAUUUCUGACUCAGAAAGACACAAAAGGAAUCGUGUUUAUUUGUGAAAGUUCUUUUCGUAGGUAGAGUAGAAGUACCUACACCCAAGAGAACAGAGAUGAGUUUUCUGAACGAAUGAAAAAUUGUGUUCGUAUUCGGCGGAAGGAUUGUGUCAGUAGUGUUCGUCCAGAAAUGUCGGCUUUCUUGGAGGCACAGGAAAAAUGAGCAACCAUCUGAAAGUGGAGUUGAGGCGUCUGAAGCGGAGCCUGGACGGGGGAUACGGAUUCGACCUGACCCGUUACUGCGCUGGGUGCUGGACCCGAUUGGGACGGAUCUUACGCAGGGGUUUGUGCUGUGACGUUUGCGGGAAGCGGGUGUGCAAAGCGUGCCGGCAUUUCGUUGACGCGAGGCGGUGGAUUUGUGUACUGUGCUACCGGAAAAAGUACAGCCGCGAAGAGUGGUGGCAUGAUGAUGCCAAUGUUCAAAAGUUCAAAGGUGUCCAAGGAAAAACGGGUACUUACCUGCUGCGGCUAACGGAUUGGUCUUCCCACGGUAUCUUGGAUGUUCCUACAAACGAUACCCUUGGUAGGAGGAUUCACUCUUUUUGUCAAGGAGCUACAAGCAUCACUUUUCGUGAGGGCGCUGUCCCUAACUGGAGGAUAUUCAAAUCUAGAUCUGAAAUUUAUCCUAUAUCAUCCGUUCAAGAUUUGAGAAAAAAAUUAAAAACCGACAAAGAUUUCGAACAAAAAUGGAAGCUUCUGUUUUCGAACGACGAGAAAAAUGAACGACAGAACAAUCUGAAGUACACCAGUACCACUUUGAAGCAGCGAAGAAGAGAGACUCGCGAACUGACGCGAAUGCCUCAGACACACGAAUUCGUCAGGCAACAAGAAACCAGAAGGAGUCGAAGACAAAGGAUUCCUUCUUUCAAAACAUCAGGCAAUUCUAAAAAGCACCAAUCUUCACUCAAACGGACAGAAACACAUGCGAGGCAAUUGGAUCCAGACAAAACCGAAUCCUCACCGAAAACAAAGGAAGAAGACAAUGGCACGUGGCGACGGAAGGAACAGAAAAUUAGAAAACAUGAUUAUUAUAAUUUUCUACCCGAAGCGGCUUUUCUCAACCGAAAUGAUUACCACACGCGAUUGUCGGUAAGGGGAACCAGAGUUUUUGGGAGACGGAAAAGUUCUAGGGCAUUCCCUAGCUUUGAGGGUCACAUUCGUGAGACGUUGAAAUACAAAAGCAUUUCUCUGCCUUGCGAUCUGCAACAACCAGAAAACCAUGAUUAUGAGUUUUGGAGUGCAGGAUUUGUGCAAAGUAGAGUUCGAAGGCUUGAGGAAGAUCUUGCUUCGAAAUGGGAAAUACCUUACAACCCAUGGAAUUGUGACUUUGAAGUCCAAAGUCUAUGCAGUCUGGACUUUGGCAGGAUAAUGCCAGAUGGGGACGAUUAUCGAAUUGCAUAUCUAAGUAGUAUGGGUACAUCUCUGGAAUCCAGUUUAGAUUAUAUGGAAGACAGCAUAAGUGCGUUCGGAACUGGAACCUUGGAUUACAAAUUGGACACCAAGUUCGACAAAGAUGAUACUCAAGACAAGUAUGGAAAGGGUAUGGGGACACUAGAUGUCAAAUUAACCAAGAAAAGACCAAUAUCAAAAAGUGAAGACUGGGAUUUGUCGUUUAGUUCUAUGGAAAACAAAGGAUUGUCAUCUGAAGAGGAUGAUGAAUUCGAAUUUGUUCGAAUGAGUGAUAUUAAUGAUAAUAAUUGUUCUCUAGCAUACUUAAUCCAACACUACAAUAAUGACACACCUGCAAAUGAAAUGGAAAAUUGCACUGAAGAAAAUCGGAAAUAUGUUUACAGCUCUGAUGAUUAUAAUUCGAAUCUAGUUGAAUCCGAAAAACAAAUUGAGGAAAAUAAUAAUCAGAUUCUCAAAGACGAACCAUCCAUAUCUAAAGUUGAAACUCAAAGUUUGUCGUCGUGCAUGGUGAAACAAGAAUUCGGAGAUGAAACAACAUUUGCAUGUAAUGAAGAAUCAGAUAAUCUGAGAUGCUCAUCUAACGACAUUAAAACUACUGUUCCUCCUAAAGUGUGGUACGAAAUUAGAGAUUCAAUAGAUUCGAAAAAAUUAUAUAGAACACAAUCACAUGAUUCGAAUAAAAAAUACUUCAAAAGCAGUACAUGGAAUAAAAGACCAUCAAAACCCCUGACAAAAAGCAAUUCUUUUUGUUUUGAAAGAAACAUUUCAUAUGAUGAACUUUUCUUAUUAGCGGAUAGUACAAGGUCGAAAGUCAACGAACUAUUUAAUUAUGAACCCCUCAGUACCCCUUUUGCUGAAAUUUAUGCAAUAGAAUGUGGCAAAUAUACGUCAUGCAAGUCAACAGAUGCAGAAAGCAUUCAAUCAGUUGAUGGUUGUUCUUCAGCUCUCGUUAAUCAAAUGAAGCAUGAAAGUGACUUUGAUAAAACUCUGAAUAGCUAUGCAUACACCACUGACCCUGAAUAUUCUUUUUCACAUUCUCUUUAUGAAAUAAAUUUUUACAAAUCCGAUUCGAUCGCCCUGGAUGAAGAAAAUGUAGCAAAUAAAGAAAAUGAAAAAUGUGAUUCUCCUAAAUUAGAUUUAUCAUCCGACAUAGAACAAGAUCACAGAUGCUCUGAUUCUAGCCUUCUUGAAACAAACAAUACUUAUUAUGAACCUAUACUGAGAAGUGAAAUUAAUUGCUUUCCUUUGAGAAAAUCUUCGCUCAGUUAUCAAAACCUUACAUUUGGAAUGAAUAAUAAAAAUAGCGAUGAUAUCCAUAAUUUACUCCGCGAGAAUUUACAAAAUAUAAAAAUGAACUAUCCACCAUAUCAAAUUCAAAUAUUUCAGUUGAUUGACAAACAAAAUAAUUCUCCUACCAUCCGAUCUUAUUUCGAAAAAUCGCCUUUGAAUUAUAUCUUCCCAAAUCAGGAUACAUUGAAAUGGGCAAUAACUACAUUUGUGAAUGAUAUCAGACAUUCCAGGGAGAUGAAAAAUUUAAUUAAGGCAUUUGUGAAUCAGCUUCGACGUUUGUCAGACAACAAAAGGUCAAUUAAACAGAUGGAGCGCCAAAACCAAAACUACUCGGCUGCGCAAUCUGAACUUCAUAAUAUCGAAACCGAAGUUGAGAGCGUAGGGGAAAUCACUGAAAGUGGAUUUACGGGCUGCAUUACGUCACAAACUGGUCGCACAGCAUUCGUGGAAUAUCCCUUCCCCCACCAUUCGCGGUGCGCACGAGUUAGCGAGUGCAACCUACCGUGUGGAGGCUCCGUAGUUCGCCUAACUGUGCCAGCUGUUCAACGGCUGGCGAAGCGCGAAAGUUGUACGCCUAACCAAUGGGCUGCAGUCGUAGCGCUGUGCUCUGCAACGACAGAUGGUGCGGACGAGUGUGACCGAAAUUCUACUUGUGCGAUACGGAUCCGAAACGCUAACUGUACUGGCCACUCCAUAAUCUUGGAUUACGCGAUCGAUAUAACAACUUUGCGACUGGAUUACAGCUAUGGGGAUUACGUCCGCUUUGGGUGUCUGCCCGAAAACCUUGCGCUGUUGAUACUGGGUGACAGCACCACCACUGGAUUUCGACGGAUCAUGGCUACUUGUAAUGAUGAUCCGCGGACUCUUGGAAGAGUUGUUCGGACUCAAGGUAAAAACAUAUCCAAAUUAAUGCGAUUAUUCGACUCGAACGAAAAAGGUAUUGUUUAUACCAGUGAAAGCGUUAAUCAUUCGACGAAAAGCGUGGAUAAUCGGACGAAAUCUGAAUCCGUUGCUUCUCAAAGUGUAACGGAGCACCAAUCCGUAAACAAUGUGAAAUCUACUUCAGAAAUAUGUGCUCAGAACGGUGUAGAUAUGAACGGAUCUGGCAUUAACGAUUCAGAAUCGUCAUCUUCCUUUUCCAUGAAAACAAACGAAGGCAGUGAAAAUGGUAUGAAUUCUGUUUCUUUGAACAGUAGUGACAAUUCAACUUCUGAAAUCCCAUAUUGCCGGAAAGUUUCGAAGAACGGUUUAUGGGAAAAUGCUAACAUAAAUACAAAAAGUGACAGUAAUGGAUUGUGGAAUAGUGCACAAAAUCAUAAUCAAUCUAAUGAUCUGGAACAUGUCUCGGGUAGCAUGAUUGUUGCAUCUACAGCUGAACUAAAUAAUCUCAUUGCAUCUUCCAGAGCAGAACUUUCCAAAAAGAAAGAACCGUCCAUUUCUGAUAGAUCUAAUCUUGAAAAUUAUUUUACAUCCUUUGAAAAUUCCAGGUCUGAAAAAGUCAGGCAAUCCAAACAGAUGGAAAAUUCCAUGGAUUCUCAUGUAUACAAUAACAAUGAAAUCUUCCAUCCAUAUUUAUCUUCCCAUUACAACUGUGAUAUAAAUGAAAUGAACUUUGAAGAUGAAGAAGCUAUGUUAAGUGACACUUCAUCUGAAGAAGACAUGAAAUGCCAUCCUUCAAUGACAAAUACAAAUUAUCUUCCUGCUUAUGCCUUACAUACAAUAAUUGAAGAAAGUUGCGAGGAAAGUGAAAGAGACUCGCGGACAACUACACCAACCAAUGAUGUUGCUACUUCUAAACUAGAGCGUUAUUUUAGUUGGGACAUAAUAAAUGAUACUGAUAGAGAUCUUCGGAAAAAGAAUGAUGAUGAAAGUACCAUAUACAGUGAUUCUUUAUCAGAAAGUUCGAACUCCCUUGCUGGUGAUGAUCCAAAAGAUAUUGAUCCUACUCAGUUAGCAUCUUCUAGGCUUGAAAAAUACUUCACUUCUGGUCUAGUUGAUGAUCAAAAUUGUUAUUAUCCUGAAGAUGCUGAAUUUUUAGAUGAUGCACCUGUCAGUGAUUUUGAAGAAGAUAGUGUACAUCAGAAAAUUAGUCGUUCUGCGUUGCUCAGUUCCCUUGAAAGUAAGAAAAUUUUUAGUCAUCCAAUUAAUUCGUAUUCAAAGAAUCAAGAAAUAUCCAAUACUGAACCCACAAAUGAAUUGAAUAGUGUACAAAAUUAUAUUGAAUCUCCUGUUGUGGAUAACCAGAAUAAUGUAAGUAGUAAUGCCAAAUCUGAUAUUGACUGUGAUAAAGCUGAUAAAAUUACUAUUCCUGUUAUUCCCACACCUGAUAAUACUCAUAUUUUAGAAGAUUCUGGUAUUGUCUCUGAAAAGAUGACUGAAGUCAAUGAGCUGUCUUGUUCAUUUGUUGAAACUGAAUUAAAAUCUCAAAACACUUCUGAAGUAAUUGUAACAUCUGAUAAUUCAGAUUCGGCUUCUGUUGCCGUGAUAAAUGGAAAACCUAAAGAAGAUUCUGAAGACUGUCUUGAAAAUCUAGUAGAUAAAGAAAAUGUGUCAUGUGGCCCAAAACCUCUUAUUAGUAAAGAUCAAUUAACUGCAGAUAUUCAGUCUAUAAUAAAGAAACUUGUAUCUUAUUUUACAAAUGAAACAGAUUCUGAAUCAUUCAAAAAAAAUGUUGAAACUAAUUACGUUUCUGCAUGGCAUAUCCUUGAAACAGAAAUUGAGCGUUUAUUGCAGUCCAUGUCACCUCAUGCUUUGGAAAAUAAUAGCUGUAACAGCAGUACUAUCGAUAGCAACAACAGUGACUAUGGCAGUGAUACCAUUGAAUCCAUGGACUGCAUAACAGAUGAUGAUGAUAUUGAUGCUAAAAAUCGGGUUGCUGAUAUUUUAAGCUCUGCAUACAAGUUUCAAUCUUUGAAUUCAGAUUUAAGCUCUUUUAAUAUUUCCGAGGAAACCUUAAGCAUAUGGAAACGACUUAUCCAAUCAUUACAGAAAGAUAAUUCUGUCCUUUCUGAAAAUAAAUUAUGUGAUCCCAAUGCAGAAGCACGCUUGUAUAUAAGAGACCAGAUAGUGACCUUGAUGCACACAGUCACUGUAAAUGAAAACCUGCAGGAAAUUAAUAAAUUACCACCUGUGUAUCAAACUCAAAACAAGGAAAUAUCAGAAUCGUUGACUGAGGAAAAUAAUUAUCAUCCUAAUGAAAUAAAUGAGGCUUUCAAUAUAAAUGUUGACAGUAAAACUAUUCUAUCUCAUCUUGUGGAGAAUAAUGAAUUUGAUGAAAUAACAUCAGCUGCCAAAACUGAAUCUUCAGAUGAAGGUAUUUCAGAUAUCAGUGUCGAUAACAUGAAUGUCACAGUUGAUAUUCCUGUUAUACAAAAUGAUUGUUUACAAAGUGAUAAUUCAAAUCAUAUUCCAGUUUCUGAGCGAGUCAUUCCUGAUAUUCAAAAUGAUUGUUUACAAAAUAGUAAUUUGAGCCAAAGUUCAGUUUUUGAACCAGUUAUUACUGAUGUCCCUGAUGAGGCAGAUAGAAUCUCAAAUGAGCCACCUAAAGAUGAUCUGGAAAAAGCAUCAGAUUCAAAAUCUCAAAGUGAUAAAGAUGAAAGUAGCUAUACUUUUAAAGAUAAGAUCACUUUUUCAUCUAAAGAAAUGUCGAAGAAGGAUGCCGAUCUGAAAUUUUCUGUGAUUGUUGAUAUUGAACUGGGUGAGGAUUCGGAGCAUAAUCCAUCAGAAUUAGAUGAUAAUAUAACUUGUGAACCGCCAGAAAGUUUUCAAACCAAGGAUACUGAUGAUGAAUUAGAUUCUAGUCCAUUAAGUAAGCCCAAGAGUCAAAGUGAUCCAUCAGCAUCUUCUCCUUUGAGUGCAAGAGUGAAAGAUUCUCUCAGGUCUCAUAAACGUCUGAAUCCUGAAGGAUCUAGGGAUACAGGAUAUUAUUCCUUUAAAUCCUCUGAUGACAGUUUAAUAAAUACAUCAAGUAAUUCUGCUGAAUUUGUGGAUGUGCCUAAUUUUAAAUCUCUCAAAAGAACAGUGAAAAAAUUCCCUGUGUCUAAUAAUACCUUGUCUAAAAGUACAAAUAAUAUUCUUCAAUCAUUUUCUACAUCGCCUGAUGCAAAAUUUAGCACCCUGCAAACAAAAUCCAAAAAGUCAAAAAAUUCUUCAAAUGCUACCAAUUCUCCAAGACAGUUCACUUCUUUGUUUUCUCCAUCUGCUGUUCUUAAAAGAUUUACUGGUUCUAAACAUAAUGAAGCUUCCAAUGCAGAGUCAUCCAUUCCUCCAAAAUAUCUAAAAAAAUAUGCAAGGUCCAUUUCAGUAGAAAGUGAAAGUCUGUUUGGUGCUGUGUCUAUGCCACAACUGAAUUCUCCCCGAGGACAAGGAGAUUCAUAUUCAGCUUUGGGACUAUAUACAGAAAAUGACAGAGAUAGUUCCCUCAUUCUUGAUGAUGAAACUGAUGUGAAACAUUAUUUUUCUGGAAGCCAAAGUGCUCUGUCCCUGGGUGCCCACAGUGCCAGCAUGAACAGUGUAUAUAGUGCUGCUGGUUGCCACUAUGGGAGUGUAACUGUCAGUGGAGAUGUUCUUUUUGGCUUAAACUACAACCAGAAGUCCCAGAUGAUGGAAGUAUUUAUCAAGGAAUGCCGAAAUCUGGCUGCCAUUGAUAUACGACACAAUAAGUCCAACCCAUAUGUGAAAGUAUAUUUGUUGCCAGAUAAAACAAGGAGUGGGAAGAGGAAAACCAAAACAAAAAAGAACACUGUCAAUCCAGUUUUUAAUGAGCUUCUCAGGUUCCCUGUUCUAAAGAACGAGUUAGAAUCGAGGACCCUGUGGUUGUCUGUGUGGAAUAGCGAUUUGUUUGGCCGGAAUGAUUUCCUGGGUGAAAUCUCUCUGCCCCUUGGAUAUCGCCUUCUUGACUCGCCCACCCUCAGGUGGUAUCCUCUUCAAGACAGGGUGGAAUCCCUGCAGAGUCCUUUACAAAGCAGGGGUGAACUAUUCAUCGCCCUCAAGUAUGUGCCAAGAGAUUUGAGUCUGGAGUCCCGGUUCCGGCCUGCUCCAGUCAUCUCAUUAAGAGGUGCUCUUCAUGUUUUGGUGAAAGAGGCCAGAAAUAUUUCUGCACAGCGGGGAUCCAUGGAUGCUUUCUGCAAGAGCUACUUGUUACCAGACAAGAGCAAAGCAGCCAAGCAAAAGACCCCUGUGGUAAAGAAAAGCAACCAUCCCAAGUGGUACUACACAGUCAUCUAUGAGGACCUGAGUGUAGAAGAGCUCAGGGAGAGGAGCUUGGAGCUUACUGUCUGGGACCACGACAAAAUUGCCAGAAAUAACUUUGUGGGUGGAGUCAGGCUCAAUGUGGGAACAGGGCUAUAUCAUGGUGUACCAGUAGACUGGAUGGAUAGUCGGCGUGAUGAGUCUAGUUUAUGGCUUUCAAUGCUGGACAGUCCUAAUAUGUGGGUAGAUGGCUGCCUUCCACUGCGACCUACCAUGCACACACAAGGGACCGGUCUCUAUAGCUGAGGGGGUUUUUUUUAUCAGCUAUGCUGCAAGUCAAACAGUACAAACACAGGUUCCUCCAAAAUCUGCUGCUGUGCUUUACAACUGAACAAGCAAUUGCUUAAGUAAUCGAUUUUAAAAUUUUAAAUAGAUCAAAUUAUCAAUUUUUUAAUUAAUACCAGCAUACUGAAAAGCUUUAAAAGGAUGGUUUGGCGAUCAAGUAUCGUGCUGAAUAGAAAAGUUUUUUUUUUUUUUUUUUUUUUUUUUAUGAUAAAAAUUCUUGAACUAAGGGAUCAUUGAAUUAAAUGAUUGGCCAAAUUAAUUUUAGAUAAUGCUCGAUUAUAUAAUAAUAAUUAUAUUUAAAAACUAUAAAGUUCUGUGACUUGUUAAAAAAAUUUAAAUUAUAAAUAGAUUCUGGAUAAAAAAUGUUGAUACACUAUUCUGGUAUUUUAUUGCUAUUUAUAUGCUUCUAUAUUUGUAAAUUAUUUAAACAGCUAGUUUGAUUUGCAUUCAUGUGCAAAAUAUAUAAUAACUGCAUUAGGAAAAUGCUCAAGUCAUAAAAUUAUAUGACAUUAUUAGAAGAAUCUACAUAAAUUAUAAAAAUUUGCAGAUUUUUGAUAUGCUUUUACUGAGCUGUUAUUUUAACAAUUGUUUAUAUGCUUGUUUAGUUUUGUUAAAUUCAAUCUAUUUUGCAAAUGCCAAUUUUAUCAAAUUUCUAAAUACAAUAUACAAUCAGAAUACUUUUAAAAAAUUUUAAUCACAUUACAUUACUAUUUGCAAAAUUCAAAUGAUAAUUAAAUUCCUAUGAAUUUAUCCCAAAAUUUCAAAUAUCAUUGAUAAAAUUUGUCCAUGGUUAAAAUAAACAUCAUCAACAACUACCAACAUGGACAACUUUUUGUAAAUAAUGUAUAGUUGAUGUUUCUACUGUAGGUAAUUCAGUUGUGCUUUUUAACUGUGAGCAGUCAUUCCAAUUACCAAUUCAAUGCUUUAAAUGCUUAUAUGCUCAUAACUCUCCAUCAGUGUUCACAUUUUGUAUUGAAAAACAAGGUAUUUUUAUCUUGAAAAUGCUGUUUUAUUUUGUAAAUCAUUUAAUUUGUAUAAUGUUUACAAAAAAAAAAGCUAUUCAAUUUAUACAGCAAUGUGUAUACCUGUGCGAUAACUUAUUUAUUUUUGUGAAUUUUUGUUUUGAUGAACUUCUCAUCCGAGUCACAGCUUUUUGGUUGUGCAUCCGUCCCAUCUUAUGAAAUGUGAGCAAGUUUUUUAAAUAAAGUGUAUAAAGUUGAAAAUAAAGAUUUGCUAUGAAUGCUUUUUUAGAAGAUUGUGUGUUUUGUAUCAAAUUGUGAUCUUUAUUUUUUAAUACUUAACCCUGUGAAUAUAUUUAAAAAUGGUUCGUGUAAAUAUCCUUGAAGGAUGUGUUAAACGAUUGUAUUUUAUUUAACAAUAAAAUGCUUUAUUAUAAA